This is a messenger RNA of Morus notabilis, 1444 nucleotides long. Its product is annotated as probable E3 ubiquitin-protein ligase XBOS32. The record is from RefSeq and is a predicted model, not a curated record. Lineage: Eukaryota; Viridiplantae; Streptophyta; Magnoliopsida; Rosales; Moraceae. Gene Ontology annotation, cellular component: nucleus; cytoplasm. The transcript is spliced from 8 exons. Bases 1 to 1152 code for a protein of 383 amino acids. Gene Ontology annotation, molecular function: protein binding.
AUGCCAGAUGUAAGACUUCGAGUACUCAACCAACCUUGGAAAUCAUUUUUCUUUUUACUCUUCGGUAACAACAACAUCAUCUGCAUCACAAGUUUAGGUAUGAUACAGAACUUCGGUUCCAAUGCUUUGGUUGAGGUAGUUAAUAGGCCCUCCGAUGGAGGAGUAACUGCUCUGCAUAUGGCUGCGUUGAAUGGCCAUGUUGAAAGUGUACAGUUGCUUCUGGAUUUGGGGGCUUCCGUUUCUGAGAUAACUGUGGAAGAUGGAACUACGAUUGACCUCAUUGGUGCUGGAAGCACAGCCCUCCAUUAUGCUGCAUGUGGUGGAAAUGCACAAUCUUGUCAAAUUUUGAUAGCCAGGGGUGCCAGUCUGACUGUUGAAAAUGCAAACGGAUGGACUCCCUUGAUGGUUGCUCGUUCAUGGCAUAGAAAUUGGCUCGAGGAGAUCCUAAGCACACCGCCAGAAGGCCGACCUCAUAUUUUUCUUUCGCCUUACCUAUCUAUUCCUCUUAUGAGCAUUGUCAAAAUUGCUAGAGAAUGCGGAUGGAGAAAUUUUGAUUCAUUGCCUAGAUGCCACGAUCCAUGUGUUGUUUGCUUAGAAAGACGGUGCACAGUGGCUGCAGAAGGUUGUGAUCAUGAGUUCUGCAUACGGUGUGCCUUGUACCUUUGUUCUACGAAUUGUACAUCGACUCUUUCUCAUGGUCCACCGGGCUCGAUUGCGUGCCCUCUUUGUCGGAAUGGCAUAGUCUCAUUUGCCAUGCUUGCGGGCACAAAACCAGCGGUGAAGGAGAUUGCAAGAACAAGUCUGUCCCUAACAUUGUGCACUUGUUCCGGUGAGGCACCAAUAGAGUCGACCUCACUAACAACGCCAUUUUGCAAACCAGACUUUUGUUGCUCGAGAACCUCCCCUCCGGGAUCCUCUUUCCGAUCCCUUAGCUGUCAAAGGUUCCAAUCAAUGAAAAUCAAUUCAAGCCUUUGCAUGGGAGCUCCAGACGUCAGUCCUUCGUUAAUUCCUUGCAAUAUCGAUAGGAACUUGCGAAACCACUUGGCUAGGUGUUCAAGAUCGGGUUUUAGACGGUCCACUUCUCACAAUGAGGGCAGAAGAUCGUGGUUCUCUGCUCUUAAUCAGUACGCAGCAACUGGUAGCGGAUGCUAAGCAGUUCAUUUUCGCCGCAAUUAAGCAUCUCAUUGUUUGUUCCUAUAAUGAAGAAUUCUUUGAUGUAUUUUCCUCAUAUACAUCAGUGAUUAUUUGAUCAUUUAAGAUCAAAGCAUUUUUCUAGUAAUAAGGACCCUUUUUUUUUUUUUUUGAAGUAGUAAGGACUAUUUUGUGUGUAAAUAUUACGUACAAUUAUCAAAAACUGGUGGACUUUAGAAUAAAUUGAACGAACUAGUGACUUUCCGUUACAAGCUCCUUGGGACUGCCUUUUUUUUUUUGUUAAGUUAUUAAU